AGUUAAUAGCGGUGGGCGGUCCCGGACGGGCAGGUUAAGCCUCUUAUACUCAAACCGUAAUGGCGGAAAAGAUAUCCGAGAGCAGCGGCACUGAUGAGGAUCUCAUCGAGGUGAGAGCACCCCAGCCAAAGCGCCGUCGUGUCCUGGAUUACACCAACCUGCGCACCAUACCAGUCUACUCCAGCAAGGUCAGCAGCAGCCUGCGGUUCAGCCCUAAAAUCCCUAAUGAGCUGGACUCGGAUGUGGAGGAAGAAUCUGAGCCCCCGUGGGACCCCGGGGUCACAAACAAGCGGAGUAAAGAAAAGCCUGUGGAGGAUAAGCUGGUUAUGCUGGACGGGUCAGACUCCGAAGAGGAGCCUCCUAAACAAGAAUCCUGGGACAGGUCUCCUUCACCUCCACCCCCUACACCAGAAGUACCUUUGAAAAGGACUCGGAGAGUUGGCAGAGCCCUCAGGAAAAUCAGGAAAGUGGACAUGACACUGAACAAGCUGGGCACCACCGUAUCUGCGACUGCACGUAGAGGACGAAACAAUAAGUGUGACAGCGAUGAAGACAAUGACGUCAUCUUGGUCACUUCACCCACCCUGGAGAAUAAGGAGCUUGCCGGUCCCAGAGAGAUCACAUUGAAGAUUCGCUGCCGAGGUGACCUUCAUAGGAUCCCCGUUCAAUCGACGGACCCCCUUCGCACUGUCAUAGAGCAGCUUUCCGUCAAACUGGAGGUGCCGUCCUCCUGCAUCCUGCUGCUUAACAAAGAGGAGGAGCUUCCUGUGUCAUCGACAGUGUCUGCGCUGGGCCUGGGCAUUGCGGACAUCAUGGACUGCAUCAUUCUCACAAGGAAUCAGCAGGAGUCAGACGGCAUUACUCUGCGAUUGCAGGGAAAGGACAAGGACUCGGUGCACCUGAUCUUGAUCAAAAAGGACGCACCGCUCGCCUUGCUGUUCCACGAGUACCGACAGAAGGCUGGACUGCACCAGAGGAAAGCACUCAGCUUCCUGUUUGAUGGGGAGAAGCUCACCGAGGAAAUGACGGCUGCACAGCUGGACAUGGAGGACGGUGAUGUGGUAGAGGUGUGGCAGUAGGCUGUGGGUCAUGUCAGUCCAUCCAGGUUAUUAGUACUAAUGGAGUGCUUCUCUUGCAUAGGAACUUCAUUACUUGUUCUUCACACUAGGUGGUGUAAUUUCAUUAUUUACUGUACAGAUUAAAUGUGACAAAUUUAAAUAAAAAAAUAAAAAAACAAAAACAUUAGCAGCUUACCAAAACUAUGUAAACUCGGUGGUGGAUUCAAGUAGGCAAUGCCCUCAUGCCUUGCAGCCUCCACUUUGAGGUCUUUCAGUACCUGGCUGGCCACGGACUACAUGCAGGUGGUAAUAAUAACAAUUCUUGUCACUCCGGCAAGCAGCAUAGGACCUCUGAAGUAUUUGCACUCUGAUUUGUGACAAGCCACGUGUUUUAUUUUACCCCAUGAUUUUCAGUGGUGACUUGCUUCUUUUACUGUUGACCUUCACCGAGGAUGGGCCGAAACCAAACCCCCUUCACACUGCUUAAUUUCUGAGAUAAACAGUAUCUCUGCUUUAUCCCACUAAUAUGAUUUUUGUGCAAGCCAUGACUAUUGACAUUGCGAAUAGACUUUUUGCAUGACAUUGAUCAUAUAUUUAUUCCGUGAAUACCAAG
Messenger RNA from Polypterus senegalus (gray bichir), 1671 nucleotides. It is a transcript of the gene nfatc2ip, whose product is annotated as nuclear factor of activated T cells 2 interacting protein. The transcript is spliced from 9 exons. The record is from RefSeq and is a predicted model, not a curated record. Bases 60 to 1079 code for a protein of 339 amino acids. Lineage: Eukaryota; Metazoa; Chordata; Cladistia; Polypteriformes; Polypteridae. Gene Ontology annotation, biological process: positive regulation of transcription by RNA polymerase II; cytokine production.